This is a messenger RNA of Exophiala spinifera, 840 nucleotides long. RefSeq lists its product as uncharacterized. The coding region runs from base 1 to 840 and encodes 279 amino acids. Gene Ontology annotation, cellular component: actin cortical patch; F-actin capping protein complex. Gene Ontology annotation, molecular function: actin filament binding. The transcript has 2 exons. Gene Ontology annotation, biological process: barbed-end actin filament capping; actin cytoskeleton organization. The record is from RefSeq and is a predicted model, not a curated record. Lineage: Eukaryota; Fungi; Ascomycota; Eurotiomycetes; Chaetothyriales; Herpotrichiellaceae.
AUGGGAUCAACCGUGGAUAUUGCCUCCUCGUUCAUCGAGGGAGCUCCCCCCUCCGAGCUCGCCGACGUUGUCAAGGACAUCAAGGCCCUGACAUCCGACGAUGAUCCAGCGCUGGUCGCCAAACUAAAGCCGGCCUUUGAAAAAUACAAUGAAGAACAACUCGUCGCUGUCAAGUUGCCUGGAGCGAGUGACCAUGUCCUCGUGUCCGGCUACAACAAGAUCUCCUCCAGUCCUCCACGAUACUACGACUCUGCUUCCUCCACGUCCUUUGAAUUCGACCACACAACCGCCAAAGCCAGCUCUCCUCAAUCCUACACCCACGACACCCAGCAUUCUACGCUGGUGCAAUCCGUCCUCAAAUCCCUGUCAGCACACUUCUCCGAACACUACCCACCCACGUCCUCGUCUGCGUACACCGUCUGCGCCACGCCGGACGACAGCCAGAUUGCGAUUCUGCUCUCCAGCACCAAAUCCAGCCCGAAGAACUUCAUCAGCGGCCAGUGGCGCAGCUUGUUCCUCUUCGACCCGAAAUCGUCUUCGCUGAGCGGCAGCAUACGAGUCAACGUGCACUACUAUGAGGAUGGCAACGUGGCCCUCACGACGAAGAAGGAAGUCGACAGUGUGGACGUCGGUGGGAGCGAUGGUGGCAGCAUCGUGAGGAAGAUUGCGGCGAUCGAAAAGCAGUACCAAGAGGAAGUGAACAGGACGAUUGUGGGCAUGAACGAGAGCAGCUUUAAAAACUUGAGACGGCAGUUACCUGUCACGAGGCAAAAGGUUGAAUGGGAGAAGAUCCGUGGCUAUGGGCUAGGUGGCGAUCUGAGAGGGGAGGCGAAGCGGUGA